AUGGAAUAUCACGAUAAACAAGCCCGCUUCAGUGAUGAAUCUGGGGAUGACGCCUCCUUGCUGGGUAUCACUGACUCCACUAUUCCCACUUCGAGUCGAGAAAAGCUGAAGAACAUCUUCGCCGGAGUGACUUACGGUGCCCUUCUUCUGUCCUAUGUGCUUCUUCUUUCUGCCUACCUGAAGUCCGUGAACAGCAGAGUUACCAUGGAUCCGUCCCUGAGGGGCCUCGAAGUGAUAUAUGGCGAUGCCCCUUUGGGUUCUCACAGGCAGAUACUGAGGAAGGCCGGUUUUCACAAAGGUCCCCCGAACGCCUACGAAGGGCGGCCGACAGCAGAGAACGAAGCAGCCUGGGCAGACCUAAUGAGUGUUGGCAUGAUAUCCAUCUCCGAGGAGGAAAAUUCGAGGCUCCCUAUGGGUGGCUCCGCUCCAGUACGCGAUGCAAAUGGCUUGGUUCCUGACAAGUAUCUCGUCCAGACAUCAGUCUCUCAUCAGUUGCACUGUUUAAAGCGUCUCCGAGAGCUCAUAUGGGACAGCGAAAAGGGACUCGCGGAGCAUUGGCAAUACGGACACGGGUCCCACUGCAUUGACUACCUGAGGCAGUCCAUCAUGUGCCACGGGGAUCUGACUCCCAUUUAUAUGAUGUGGUCCGAGGAACACGGUACCUUCAUGGGGGUUCAAGAAAACAUUAUGCAAUGUCGCUCGUGGGAAGCGAUCAUGGAGUGGUCUGCUGCGAGAAAUGAUACAGGAAUGCGGGUUGACGGUGAUCAUGGUAAGAGUACCAAGAAUCAUGGUUUCGUUGAAGGAAAUUAA
Molecule: messenger RNA, 810 nt
Organism: Colletotrichum truncatum
Lineage: Eukaryota; Fungi; Ascomycota; Sordariomycetes; Glomerellales; Glomerellaceae
Biological process (GO): mycotoxin biosynthetic process
Source: RefSeq, a predicted model, not a curated record